AGAAAAUACAGAACUUUGAACGGGACUUUUUUUCCUUUUAAAUGUAGACUUGACCUUCGAAGUGUUCAUUCGUGUGCAUUCGUUUUUAUCAAUUCGAAAAACAAUUUGUCAACAAUCUCUAGCGGGGGACAUUUUGCCUGGAAGUGGUCUUUUUCAAUCCAGCUAGCUUGACCCUGGUCUCCAAUACCUCCCAUCAGUAUCUCUGAAGAAGACUUCCGGUGGUGUGUCAUGGCGGUGGCAUGGUGAAGCCUCCAGAAAGGGAAAAAUACUCGCCCCUUUCGUCCUUUCCCAUCGAUUCAGGACAACUUUUCAUGCCUAAAUAAGCGUGUGAGCUCCGGCCUCAGACGUUGGAUUGAGCAGCGCAGCGUCGCGGUGUCCUCCGCCCGGCCAUGGCGGCUCACAAACCCGUGGAGUGGGUCCAGGCCGUGAUUACUAGAUUUGAUGAGCAGCUUCCCAUUAAAGUUGGACACCAAAACACCCACACCAAAGUCAGCACAGAGCACAACAAGGAAUGUCUGAUCAACAUCUCCAAGUACAAGUUCUCCCUUGUCAUCAGUGGCCUCACCACCAUCCUCAAGAAUGUCAACAACAUGCGGAUAUUUGGAGAAGCCUCUGAGAAGAACCUCUACCUCUCCCAGCUCAUCAUCCUGGACACCCUGGAGAAGUGCCUGGCUGGGCAAUCCAAGGACUGCUUGCGUCUGGAUGAGACCAUGCUGGUCAAACAGUUGCUGCCGGAGAUCUGCCAUUUCAUCCAUACGUACCGCGAGGGGCACCAGCAUGCCGCCGAGCUCCGCGUCGCUUCAGCCGUCCUCUUCUCUCUGAGCUGCAACAACUUCAAUGCUGUUUUCAGCCGCAUCUCCACCAGGCUACAGGAGCUGACCGUGUGCUCUGAGGACAACGUGGAUGUUCAUGACAUAGAGCUCAUGCAGUACAUCAAUGUGGAUUGCUCCAAGCUGAAGAGGCUGCUUCAAGAAACUGUGUUGAAGUUUCGAGCUCUCAAGAAGCCUGCCCAGUUAGCAGUCAUCAACAGUUUAGAGAAGGCUUUUUGGAACUGGGUGGAGAAUUACCCAGAUGAGUUUACCAUGCUUUACCAGCGACCACAGGCAGAUAUGGCAGAAGCUGCAGAGAAGUUGUUUGACUUAGUGGACAGCUUUGCGGAGAGCGCCAAGAGGAAGGCAGCUGUGUGGCCUCUACAGAUCAUCCUCCUCAUCCUUUGUCCAGAGAUCUUACACACCAUUUCCAAAGACACUGUGGAAGACAGCAAAGCCAACAAGAAGCUGUUCUUGGACAGUUUGCGGAAAGCGUUAGCAGGCCAAGGUAGCAGCAAGCAGCUGACGGAGAGCGCUGCCAUCGCCUGUGUCAAACUGUGUAAAGCCUCUACCUACAUCAACUGGGAGGAUCACUCCACCAUUUUCCUCCUGGUCCAGUCCAUUGUCAUGGAUCUCAAGGCUCUGCUGUUCAACCCAGCCAAACCCUUCUGGAGGGGGACAGGUAGCCAGAAUGCUGACGUAGAGCUCAUGAUGGACUGCUUCGUCUCCUGUUUCCGCAUCAAUCCUCACAACAACCAGCACUUUAAGGUCUGUUUGGCCUCCUCCUCCCCAUCCACCUUUCACUUUGUCCUGGUAAACUCGCUGCACAGAAUUAUCACCAAUUCUCAUCUGGACUGGUGGCCUAAGAUUGAUGCAGUGUACUGCUACUCUGGAGAGCUUCGCUUUAUGUUCUCAGACACCCUCAAUCGGGUCAUUCAAGGCGUCGGCACCCACGCUCCACUCCGCAUGACACCGAGUCUGACAUUCAAAGGAAAGAUGACCACCAGCCUGAAGUUCAAAGAGAAAACCACAGACCUGGACACUCGAAGCUACAAGUGCCUCCUUCUUGCUCUGGUCAAACUCAUUCACGCUGACCCCAAACUCAUGUUGCAUAACCCAGUGAAACAAGCUCCAGAGAUGCAGAGCAGCACAGCAGAGCUCAUCACUGGCCUGGUGCAGCUAGUGCCUCUAACUAACACCACCCAGCUCUCACAAGAAGCCAUGGAGGCUCUGUUAGUUCUGCACCAGCCAGAGACCAUAGAGUUGUGGAAUCCUGAUGCCCCUAUAGAGACGUUUUGGGACAUCAGUUCACAGGUGCUCUUCCUUAUCUGCCGCAAACUGAUUGGUCAACAGAUGGUCAAUGGGACAGAAGUUCUCAAAUGGCUGAGGGAGAUCCUCAUCUGCAGGAACAAGUUUCUGCUCAAGAACAAGGAGUUUGCCACUAUGGGUGGUGGCAUCCCCAUCUGCCGGCAGGCGCAGACAAAGCUAGAGGUAUGUCUUUACAUGUUCCUGUGGAGUCCGGACACCGAAGCGGUGCUGGUGGCCAUGUCGUGUUUCCGCCACCUCUGUGAGGAGGCUGACAUACGCAGCGCUGCUGACGAGGUGCCAGUCCAAACCAUCCUGCCCAACUACGCCACCUUCAGUGAACUGGCCUCUGUCAGCAACAUGAUGGGAACAGGCCGCUCCACCUUGCAGAAGAGGGUGAUGGCCUUGCUGAGGAGGGUAGAGCACCCCACACCAGGAAACAUCGAGGCUUGGGAAGACACAUAUGCUAAAUGGGACCAGGUCACCAAGCAGAUUCUUAACUUCCCUAAAAACAAGGCAGAUGAUGGGCAGCAGGAGUGGAUCAACAUGACCGGCUUCCUGUGUGCUCUGGGUGGUGUAUGCCUCCAGCAACGCAGCACCCCAGGCCCAGCCACCUACAGUCCACCUAUGGGCCCCAUGAGCGAGCGAAAACCCUCCAUGAUCUCCAUGGGUCCCUGCGAUGUGUCCAACCCCGCGGCCUCUGCCUCCUCCUGCUCCUCAUCGGCCUCCAGCGAGACGCCCGUCAGCCGCUUCCUGGACCGACUGCUGGCCCUGCUGGUGUGUGGUCACGAAAGGGUGGGGCUCCAUGUUCGCACGAAUGUAAAAGACCUGCUGGGGCUGGAACUCAGCCCUGCCCUCUACCCCAUGCUCUUCAACAAGCUGAGGAACAGCAUCGGCAAGUUCUUUGACACACAAGGACCGGUUCCUAUCAAUGAAACCAACACCCAGUUUGUGGAGCAGACCAUAGCCAUCAUGAAGAACCUGUUGGAUAACCACACAGAGGGCAGCUCGGAACAUCUGGGGCAGGCCAGCAUCGAGACCAUGAUGCUCAACCUGGUCAGGUAUGUGCGCAUCCUGGGCAAUGUGGUCCAUGCAAUCCAGAUCAAAACCAAGCUGUGCCAACUGGUGGAGGUGAUGAUGGAGAGACGUGACGACCUGUCCUUCUGCCAGGAGAUGAAGUUCAGGAACAAGAUGGUGGAGUAUCUGACCGACUGGGUGAUGGGAACCUCCAACCAGGCUGCUGAUGAUGACAUCAAGUGUCUGACAAGGGACCUGGACCAGGCCAGUAUGGAGGCAGUAGUGUGGAUGUUAGCAGGUCUUCCUCUUCAGCCUGAGGAGGGAGAUGGAGUGGAGCUGAUGGAGGCCAAAUCUCAGCUCUUCCUCAAGUACUUCACCCUCUUCAUGAACCUGCUGAAUGACUGCAGUGAGGUGGAGGACGAGGGCCAGGCAGUGGGGGGGCGAAAGAGAGGAAUGUCCCGCCGUCUGGCCUCCCUCCGCCACUGCACGGUCCUGGCCAUGUCUAACCUGCUCAAUGCUAACGUGGACAGUGGCCUCAUGCACUCUAUCGGGCUGGGCUACCACAAAGACCUGCAGACUCGAGCCACCUUUAUGGAAGUGCUGACCAAGAUCCUGCAGCAGGGAACCGAGUUCGACACGCUGGCUGAGACGGUUCUGGCUGACCGCUUUGAACGACUGGUGGAGCUGGUCACUAUGAUGGGAGAUCAGGGGGAGCUGCCCAUCGCCAUGGCACUGGCUAAUGUGGUUCCUGGAUCCCAGUGGGAUGAGCUUGCCCGAGUCUUGGUGACGCUGUUUGACUCCCGCCACCUCCUCUACCAGCUGCUGUGGAAUAUGUUCUCUAAAGAGGUGGAGCUGGCCGACUCCAUGCAGACUCUCUUUAGAGGAAACAGCCUGGCUAGCAAAAUAAUGACCUUCUGUUUCAAGGUAUAUGGGGCAGCAUACCUGCAGAAGCUCCUGGAGCCUUUAUUAAGAGGGGUCAUCACCACCCCUGAACACAUCAGCUUCGAGGUGGGACCCCACCAGCUCCCUGUUUGUCUCAUCAGGCUGGAACAAGGUGAGAACCUGGAGGAGAACCAGAGGAACCUGCUGCAGAUCACCGAGCGCUUCUUUCAGGCCAUCAUUGGUUCAUCCAGCGAGUUCCCCCCACAGCUGCGCAGUGUCUGCCACUGCCUGUACCAGGCUACUUGCCACUCUCUACUGAAUAAAGCAACAGUAAAAGAAAAAAAGGAAAACAAAAAAGCAGUGGUGAGUCAGCGUUUUCCACAGAACAGCAUUGGUGCAGUGGGCAGCGCCAUGUUUCUGCGCUUUGUCAACCCAGCGAUUGUGUCUCCCUAUGAAGCUGGCAUCUUAGACAAGAAGCCCCUACCAAGGAUAGAACGGGGUCUCAAACUCAUGUCCAAGAUUCUGCAGAGCAUUGCAAACCAUGUCCUGUUUACAAAAGAAGAACACAUGAGGCCUUUUAAUGACUUUGUCAAGAGCAACUUUGAUUCAGCCAGAAGGUUUUUCUUGGACAUAGCAUCUGACUCUCCACCCAGCGACUCUGUCAACCACAGUCUAUCCUUCAUCAGUGACGGCAACGUGCUGGCCCUCCACCGCCUGCUAUGGAACAACCAGGAGAGGAUCGGCCAGUACCUCUCCAGUAACAGGGACCACAAGGCUGUAGGCAGGCGACCUUUUGACAAGAUGGCCACCCUGCUGGCAUAUCUGGGACCUCCUGAGCACAAACCCGUGGCUGACACGCACUGGUCCAGUCUCAACCUGACCAGCUCCAAGUUUGAGGAGUUCAUGACCAGGCACCAGGUCCAUGAGAAGGAGGAGUUCAAAGCCUUGAAGACCCUCAACAUCUUCUACCAGGCGGGAACCUCCAAGACCGGCAACCCAGUCUUCUACUACGUGGCCCGCAGGUUCAAAACAGGCCAGAUCAAUGGUGACCUGCUCAUCUACCACGUCCUCCUCACUCUCAAACCCUACUAUGCUAAGCCCUAUGAGAUAGUAGUAGACCUAACACAUGUAGGACCCAGCAAUCGCUUCAAGACCGACUUCCUGUCCAAGUGGUUUGUGGUCUUUCCCGGCUUUGCCUAUGAGAAUGUAGCAGCUGUCUAUGUCUACAACUGUAACACCUGGGUGAGGGAGUACACCAAGUACCAUGAGCGGCUACUGACGGGCCUGAAGGGCAGCAAGCGGCUCCAGUUCAUCGACUCUCCAGCUAAACUGGCCGAGCACAUUGAACCCGAUCAACAGAAGCUGCCCGCAGCCACGCUGACCCUGGAAGAAGACCUUAAAGUGUUUCAUAAUGCCCUCAAGCUGGCACAUAAAGACACAAAGGUCUCAAUAAAGGUGGGUUCGACAGCAGUUCAGGUGACCUCUGCCGAGCGGACCCGAGUCCUCGGCCAGCCCGUCUUCCUCAAUGAUGUCUACUAUGCCUCGGAGAUUGAGGAGAUUUGUCUGGUUGAUGAGAGCCAGUUUACCCUCACUAUGGCCAACCAGGGCACACCGCUUACAUUCAUGCACCAGGAGUGUGACGCCAUCGUCCAGUCCAUCAUCCAUAUCCGGACACGCUGGGAGCUGUCGCAGCCUGACUCCAUUCCACAGCACACCAAGAUCCGACCAAAAGAUGUUCCUGGCACUCUGCUCAACAUCGCCCUGCUGAACCUGGGCAGUUCUGACCCGAGCCUCAGGUCUGCAGCGUACAAUCUACUGUGUGCUUUGACCUGCACAUUCAACCUGAAGAUAGAGGGACAGCUGCUGGAGACGUCAGGCCUCUGCAUCCCAGCUAACAACACCCUCUUCAUAGUCUCCAUCAGCAAGACUCUGGCUGCCAACGAGCCCCAUCUGACUCUGGAAUUUCUGGAAGAGUGCAUCUCAGGCUUCAGCAAGUCCAGCAUUGAGCUGAAGCAUCUCUGCUUGGAGUACAUGACACCCUGGCUGCUCAACCUGGUACGCUUCUGUAAGCACAAUGACGAUGCCAAGCGCCAGCGUGUCACUGCCAUUUUGGACAAACUCAUCACCAUGACGAUCAAUGAAAAGCAGAUGUAUCCGUCUAUUCAGGCCAAGAUCUGGGGAAGCCUGGGCCAGAUAACAGACCUGCUGGACGUUGUGUUGGACAGCUUCAUUAAGACCAGUGCCACGGGAGGCCUGGGCUCCAUCAAAGCAGAGGUCAUGGCUGAUACUGCAGUGGCUCUGGCUUCAGGGAAUGUCAAACUGGUGUCCAGCAAGGUUAUUGGACGGAUGUGUAAGAUCAUAGACAAGACGUGCUUGUCGCCAACACCCACCCUAGAGCAGCACCUGAUGUGGGACGACAUCGCUAUCUUGGCACGUUAUAUGCUCAUGCUGUCCUUUAACAAUUCCCUGGAUGUUGCGGCCCACCUGCCCUACCUGUUUCACGUGGUGACCCUGCUUGUAGCCACCGGGCCCCUGUCCCUGAGGGCCUCCACCCACGGUUUGGUGAUCAACAUCAUCCACUCCCUCUGCACCUGCUCGCAGCUGAACUUCAGUGAGGAGACAAAGCAGGUUCUGAGGCUGAGCCUGACUGAGUUCUCCCUGCCCAAGUUCUACCUGCUGUUUGGCAUCAGCAAAGUCAAGUCAGCCGCCGUCAUUGCCUUCCGCUCCAGCUACAGAGACCGCUCCUUCUCGCCAGGCUCCUACGAGAGGGAGACGUUUGCCCUGUCCUCCCUGGAGACCGUCACUGAGGCCUUACUGGAGAUUAUGGAGGCUUGUAUGAGGGAUAUCCCAGCCUGCAAGUGGUUAGACCAGUGGACAGAGCUCGCACAGAAGUUUGCAUUCCAGUACAACCCCUCUCUCCAGCCCAGAGCGCUGGUGGUGUUUGGCUGCAUCAGUAAGAGGGUGAGCCAUGGCCAGAUCAAGCAGAUCAUCCGAAUCCUCAGCAAGGCCAGCCCUCUGCUCAGCAUCGACCGAGGUCUGGAGAGCUGUCUGAAGGGGCCCGACAAUUACAACAGCCAAGUAUUAAUUGAGGCCACAGUUAUUGCCCUGACGAAACUGCAGCCCCUACUCAGCAAGGAGUCUCCCAUGCACAAAGCUCUGUUCUGGGUGGCAGUGGCUGUGCUGCAGCUGGAUGAAGUCAACCUGUACUCUGCAGGAACUGCCCUGCUGGAGCAGAACCUUCACACUCUGGACACAAUGCGUGUCUUCAAUGACAAGAGUCCAGAGGAGGUGUUCAUGGAGAUCAGGCGUCCGUUAGAAUGGCACUGUAAGCAGAUGGAUCACUUUGUGGGCCUCAACUUCGGUGCCAACUUCAACUUUGCACUGGUGGGCCACCUACUCAAAGGCUACAGACACCCAUCACCCACUACAGUAGCACGGACAGUGAGAAUCCUGCACACACUGUUGGCUCUCAUCAGCAAGCAUCUCAAAUGUGACAAGUUUGAAGUUAACACCCAGAGUGUGGCCUAUCUGGCUGCGCUGCUUACUGUAUCGGAGGAGGUCAGAAGUCGCUGCAGCCUCAAACACAGGAAGUCACUGCUAAUUUCUGACCUCUCCAUGGACCCAGUACCCAUGGACACAUAUUCCAGUCACAUCACUGAUCCCAGCUGCAGAACUUUGCGAGAGACUCAGCCAUGGACUUCACCUCAGGUUUCAGAGCGCUACCUUUCAGCCCAUCAUUACCCCACAGUGGGCCAGAUCAGCCCACGAACUCGCAAGUCCAUGAGCCUGGACAUGGGUCAGCCCUCACAGGCCAACACCAAGAAGCUCUUGGGCACCAGGAAGAGCUUCGAUCAUCUCAUAUCAGACUCUAAAGCACCAAAGAGACCAGAGAUGGAGUCGGGUAUGACCACACCUCCCAAGAUGAGGCGUGUAGCAGAGAAUGACUACGAGAUAGAGACACAAAGAAUUGGAAACUCUCACCUCCGUAAGGUGUCUGUGUCAGAGUCCAAUGUUCUGCUGGAUGAGGAGGUGCUGACUGACCCAAAGAUCCAGGCUCUGCUGCUCACUGUGCUGGCCACCCAGGUCAAAUACACCACUGAUGACUUUGACCAGCGGAUUCUGUAUGAGUACUUGGCUGAAGCUAGCGUUGUCUUCCCAAAGGUUUUUCCAGUUGUCCACAACCUACUGGACUCCAAGAUCAACACUGUGCUGUCCAUGUGCCAAGACACCAACCUCCUGAAUCCUGUCCACGGCAUUGUACAGAGUGUGGUGUACCACGAGGAGUCGCCUCCCCAGUACCAGCCAUCCUAUUUACAAAGCUUUGGCUUUAACGGACUCUGGAGAUUUGCCGGACCCUUUUCCAAGCAAACACAGAUACCGGACUAUGCGGAGCUGAUUGUCAAGUUCCUGGAGGCGCUGAUUGACAGCUACCUGCCAGCAGCUGACGAGCAGCGAGGGGAGGAGCAACUGAGGACGCCCACCUCUCCCUACCCCCCCACCAGCCAGAGCCAGCUCAGCAUCACUGCCAACCUCAACCUGUCCAACUCCAUGACCUCACUGGCCACCUCGCAGCACUCUCCAGGUGUGGAUAAGGAGAACGUCCAGCUGUCCCCCAGCUCUGCUCUGUCCAGUGGGGGUCGCACUCGCCACGGGUCAGCCAGUCAGGUCCAGAAGCAGCGCAGCGCCGGCAGCUUCAAGAGACCCAGCAUCAAGAAGAUCGUGUGAUCAGCCAGAGAACAGCCCCGCCUUCCUCCUCCUGCCUUCCUCCUCCUCCUCGUCUCCACCCCUCCCUCAGCCUGCCGGCCUGCCAGGCUUCAUGCUGCACUCCACUUUUGACUUUUUAUUUCCUCCUUCUUCUUCAUGGGUUUGGCUCCGUCGGGAGAACGUGCAUUGGAGAGAAAUAUAUUAGCAAGGGCAAACUUGAAUUUUGUGCUGCUUGAAAUGUUAUUGGAGAUUGUGCGUGGUGGAGGGAGAGCUGGAGUUCAGGCUUCAGCUCCUCUUCACGGAUCCUCAGCAGCAGUUUGAGUCUCUUGCAGCGAUGGAGGUCACAUAUGUGAAACUAUUGGAGGGAAAAUCCCUCUGAGCAUGAUGGGAGAGUCCUCACACCAAGGUUUGCUCUGGACAUGGACUGUGACAGUUUACACAGGGAAGAACCACAAACUGAAAGCCUGUCUGUGAGCUGAACUUUGACCCUUACACGUCCCUCAGCCUUCCUUCUGACUAAACACUCCUGUGUCAGAGAGAUGGACCAAAUGACAGCAGCAGUGGGGGGGCGCACCUUCACUCUGGACCUGCUCAGCCUCUCAGUUCACCUCUCCCACUUGUGUACAUAUUUUACAUAGAUGAUGUAUAACUAGUCCUUAGUGCUAAUUUCGAUGUUGACGUUUUCUCCAUGGUGUGCCUUUGUCAGGGUUUUUCAAUGUGUACAAUUUGUAAAGUCAAAGUCAAACCUUGCUGGGGACAAAGAACAGGUACUAAUUAUGGAGGCGAGCCGUCCAUAUCACCACAAGUUCACAGGAGCUGAGUCACGACGGGCCUCUAAUGAUCGUCAGAUAUACAAUCAUUCAUAUACCCUGUUGCCUGAAAGUAUUUAUCCUGUACAGCUAGAUAGUGCUACACAAAUCCUCUUUUCAAACACUUUCCAAAAAUCUUCUUUUCAAACACUUUCAAUAUAUCAACAGGAAGACUGCAGAACACUAGGGCAAAUGCAACCAUGUAAAUAGCUUCAAGCUGUCCUUUCUGUUUGUUUUUGUGCAUUUGGCUUUUAUUUCUCUGUUCAUGUGAGUUCUUUUUAGUAUGAACUGUAUUCUCAGCAGCAUAGCAUUUUAAUUUGUUUACUCAGUGACAAGGAAAAUUGUGUAAUAGGCAAUAAUCCUCAACUCUCAAACUCCUUUGUCAACCACCCGUUUUAUUUCUGCAGCCAACAGGGAGAACACAUCACUGUCAGCUCGGUGCAAUAUGACGCCGACCUCUGAGUGGCCUGUUAACACAGAGAUUCAGCUCUUGUUGAUUACCUCCAAUCGCUAUUUGAAUAGAAACGUUUGAUCUUAUCUUACACACACAAACACACACACACACAGUUCUGUUUGUUUCACUGAAACAGUCUGAGCUGGACCCACAACCACCAGAGGUUUGUCCUGUGGGCUCUUUAAAGGAAAAGUUCACCCUAAAAGAGGCCUCCACACUGUUAGGUCUACGUACCAUUGGAACUUUCAGAGUGAAACACAUUGUUCCACAAGCACGUUUUAUUACUUAACAAUGAAAGCCAUUUCGAGCCCGUCCUGGUCAAUACUUUGACACCAGAACAAAAAAAAACCUGUGAUGUAAUGUCUGAACACAGGCAGCCAUUAAGAAACGCUGCCAUUUCUGUUCAGAAACUAUCUGAUCAAACACGUUGACGAGACUAAGAACGUGACCGAGUGUUUGGUGCCACUGGUCACUGCUUGAUCAGCUCAGUCAGUACUCAGACAGAAGUGAGAUCCACAGUCGGCUCUGUUGUUUGGUGUAUUAUCUUAUUUCAACACCACACAGUGUGGCACUUCUACAUUGUUGUGAAAUAAUGGGAAGUAUUUCACAGAUCUAAACAUAAAGAGUGAACACCUGAUUCUGGUCUCAGUCCCUGGAGCUGCUACCUUAUACCAUUACAGGGCACACAGGUCAUCACACCUCUGAUCUAGCUGACAGACUGAUGACAUUUCACAGUGGUGGAUUUUUUUCCUUUUAAUUGCUGUAGUAACAAUAAUUGAGGCUCCUGAUGCGGAGGCCAGCUGUGUGAUCUAAACCCUCUGUACCCUCAGAGCACCUAAGGGUGCACCACGUGCUGCUCUGCACACUUGGAGAUUGCUCUCCCAGGAUGGUGUUUUAACUCAUUUACUACAAAUCACCAACUACACAUGACUGCAGACUGUUUGAGAUCGCUGGGUGUGUUUCUGACCUUCCAGGCAGCUGUUGGUUUCACUUUAUUUCACUGUGUUUCACAAGAUCAACUUCCAGACAAUUGAGACUUGCCUGAGGUAACUAAUCCAUCCCAUCAUAUCUGUUGUCGGUGUUUUGCUUGUGGUAAUCCAGUGCACACUGACAUUGUGAAUGGGAGCCAAUGGCUGCUUUUAGGGUAGAAAGGCACACUGAGAUCUAUGCCACAGAAACCAAAUGAGCAGAAAGGCAGUGUUUCCCAUAGAAUGACAGUGUAUGUGUGGCAGUAGCUUUUAAAUGUCAGUGUGUUUGUAUUACCUCUUUUUAAUCUCAGACGUUUUUGCAGGUCCGUGAAUGCAGUGCACCAGGCAGAGCUCUCCAUAAUUUUUUUUUUCCUCAGCAGCUGUUUGUCACUCGCAUAGAUGUUAAUGGAUCUUGUUUUUAGCUGUUAUGGUGGUGGCACACAUCAGUAAGGCUGUAAAGUGUGUACACUCACACAUUUGAGAAUUCCAUUUCUGCCAGGUUGUUAACACCAAAAUUCACCACAACUGUCUUAGUUAAUGUAAGACCUUCUACUGUUCCAACAGUCACUAACUCUAGUUUGGUAGAGGAAAACCACUGAGCUGCUGUCAGCUCAGCAGCAGCUUCAGAGGCAGCAACAGAAACAUUACAACAUGUUUUAACCAACACUGAGUUAAUGGCUACAAAAGAAACAGUGAAAUUCAGUAAGAUUUUAAAAUAACAGAUGGCUUAUGUUAUGUAUUAUAUUCAUCACUACAUAACCUCACCUCAGUGAGCUUAUGUCUGGCUGUAAGCUGGUUGCCAUAUACUGAAGUUUGAACAGAAAUUAGCUUGCUGCAGUGGUUGCAUUGGCAGCAGUAGACAUAAAAAGGCCGUCCUGCCCUGUUGAUUUGAGUGGGAAUGUUACUUCUAUCCAUUCUGCUUCUACUUCUAAAACACUACGGUUUGCUGUGGUAAUGGUCUCGUGAUUUGUAGUAAGGAAUUAAGACACACAGAUGCUCUGAUGUGGGCCUAUGUCAGCAGCUGUGACGGCAGCAGCUGCGCACACAUGUUGCCAUGGUUUGGUCCGAUGGAGCAGGUGUGGAGGGAGAUCAGCAGGUGAGCUGCUCAGUGCUCUGCUCAAAGCCUUCGUCCACAACUCAGCAGGGUCGGUUCGUCAAAACACUUUAUCCUGCCUUAACAUCUAUGCAUGGCAAGAGUUGAGUAUUGUUGUACAACUCCGACUUAAUUUUUGUCUGAGCAGCGUCUCCACACAUCUGCUGUUCAGUCUGACUUUGUUUCUGAGUGUUCAUGUGACCUGGUUCAAUCCAUUUGUCAAUUAAUCCACUAUUGAUCUAUCUAUUUUUUUUUUUGUAUUGCAGUCCUCUGAAGGGAUGUGCUAUUCUCUCCUGUCCAUGCAGCUUAUCCAGUAAACGUAUGAUUCAUUUAGAUAAAUUCCAUGCAAAGGGACAUUUUCAUUGGAGACAGCCUUAGAAACUGUAUUCUCUUCUGUAAUUCAACCUCAGAGAAUGACAAAAAGGGAAGACUGAAAGUGACAAGUAAGAACUGAAUUCAGUCGUGGAAGCAGAGUUUUGAUUGGGUUCAUCAGAAUUUAACUUCUCCUGUCGCCCUCCAUCACAGACAUGUCAUUCACAGAGUGGCUCGUAUGAAGGGAAUCCACCCAAUCCACUCCACUCCAAACACCUUUUGGUUGGCAAGGUCCUGUUUUCAAAUGUAUGGAGCAGGGAUGUGCAGGGCCAGACAGGCUAUACAGGUCGGAUUAGGGUUGUGUCCGGAUUUAAGAUUCUGGUAUCAGGGCGUCUGAAGCUGUAAAGGUUCAUGUUUUUCAGACAUUAAUGUCCAUUUCGACAGAAACAUCUCACCAAAAACUCAAGCCAUUGUCUCUAUUUUUCAGGCUUUACUGCUCUUAAAGCUACACUCCCUGAUUUCCUUCUAAAACGAGCCCACAAACCUUGAAUUACAAAACCAGUGACUGUACCUUUAACGAGACACAACCAGGACAGAUCUGAAAGCAAGGUUUAUUUGAGCGCUGUGUUAGCAGGUUGCCAUCGUUUCCAGGUUUAAGUUUGACUUGUGUGUGAAUGGAAAUAUUGAGGAUUAUGUAUCCAUAACCUCUUAAACAAGUGGUUGACUUGCACUAAUUUAAAAACAGUCAUGGGUUUGUAAAGAUGAAAAACCUCAAAAUGUGGCAUGUUUUAUUUGAUGUUAUGCAAAAUCUAAUGUCUGUAGAGUAAUAGUCUGAGUUUUGUUUUAAUGCAGUAUGUGUGAUAAUUGUAAAUACUUUGUGUACAAUUUGAGAUGGUAUAUUUACUACACUGUACAUACAUGUGAUAUUGUAUCAUUUUGUUUUUGUAAAGCAGUUAGUUUCUGUAUAAUACUAUACAAAUUGAACUAUUCCAGUGUUAGUAAUAAAAUGUUUUGCUCUCCA
This is a messenger RNA of Plectropomus leopardus (leopard coralgrouper), 13374 nucleotides long. The record is from RefSeq and is a predicted model, not a curated record. NCBI's taxonomy places the organism in Eukaryota, Metazoa, Chordata, Actinopteri, Perciformes, Serranidae.